AUGACCGACAGCACGAAACAGAAAUUCGGCGACGAGGUGGAAAAGGUCGCCAACGCAUAUGGUCGCCUUCCAUUGUCUCACACGUCUCUUGACGAGGCUAUGAGAACGAGACCAGAUCCGGGAACUGUUCUCGCAAUGAUGAUAGAUGCCCUUGUCAAAUCAAGGCCCAUCUCACACCAGGUUGCCGAGUCCACCGUGGCCGGACUGAUUGAGGAUGAGUAUCACGACAUCGAUCGACUUCUGGGAACCACCUGGGAGGAGCGGACCAACCGACUGAGAGUCGUCGGAUACAAUCGAUACCGGGAACAAUGUGCCUCUAAUCUAGGUGCACUCUGCGACCUUGUACUGGAGAAAUAUGAUGGCGACCUAAACAAUUUACUCGAAGAGGCCCACGAAGACCGCGAGGAAGUUCGGACACUGGUCAAAGAGUUCAAGGGGAUUGGAGAGCUGGGAGCCGAGCUCUUCUUGGAUAAUGUCCAGAGUAUAUGGCCCUCGAUGGCUCCCUUCAUAGACUCACGAAGUCUCCGUACAGCCGAGGAGAUUGGACUGGGGAACGACGUCAGUGCUAUCUACGAACAGCUCCAGCAUGAUCCGUUGAGGAUGAGUACAUUCGUGAGUGGCUUAUCGGAUAUUCGAUUGGAGCACAAACAGCACGAGAUCGAUGAGCUGUGA
Messenger RNA from Penicillium diatomitis, 672 nucleotides. RefSeq lists its product as uncharacterized. Gene Ontology annotation, biological process: DNA repair. The transcript has 2 exons. NCBI's taxonomy places the organism in Eukaryota, Fungi, Ascomycota, Eurotiomycetes, Eurotiales, Aspergillaceae. The record is from RefSeq and is a predicted model, not a curated record. Bases 1 to 672 code for a protein of 223 amino acids. Gene Ontology annotation, molecular function: catalytic activity.